GAGCUGGCCUAUGAGGCUAACGCUACCAACAUGGCGGAGGCUUCCCUCGGGAGUUCAAGCCCUGUUGGCUCUCUGUCCUCGGAGGAUCAUGACUUUGACCCAACAGCAGAGAUGCUGGUUCAUGAGUAUGAUGAUGAGCGGACUUUAGAAGAGGAAGAGGCGCAGGAAGGAGACAGGAAUUUCAGCGCUGAACUGGCGGAUCUGGAAAAGGAAGGGAAUAUGCCUCUGGAAGAGCUGUUGGCCAUCUAUCGUUAUGAGCCAUCAGUCAGCACGACUGCAGGGUCGAGCAUGGACAGCUCCUCUGGUGAACUGGCUGAUGACCUUCCGGACAUGACCCUGGAUAAGGAAGAGAUAGCCAAAGAUCUGCUGUCAGGAGACUACGAGGAAGAGACGCAGUCUUCGGCUGAUGAUCUGACCCCUUCUGUUACCUCCCAUGAAGCCACUGAUUUCUUCCCAAGAACACUCCGAUCCAACGCUACUUAUGACGGUGAUAAGGAGUCUGAAGGAGAGGAGGAUGGCCUUAGUCCAGAGGAUGCAAGGAAGGAAAUAAUGGUUGGAUCGCAGUACCAAGCAGAGGUUCCUGUGGGCCUGAGCUUCUACUCUGAUGACAAGGUAUUUGAAGAGGAGGACCAGUUGCUCUGGUGUCCUGACGUGUUGUCGGAGAAGAAGGUGGAGGACUACCUCAGAAAGGCGCUGUCUCACGCUGCAGAUGUUAGCACAGAGCACUCUACAUGUGGAGGACACGUACGAGACAAUGAACAGGCUUUAUAUGAGCUUGUGAAAUGUAACUACAAUACGACCGAAGCCCUAAUGCGAUACUGCAGUAAUCCUAAAUCCUCAAAAGAAGAGUCGUCGCCAUGGUCUGAAGAAGAGUGUAGAAAUUUUGAGCAUGCGCUACAGAUUUAUGAAAAGAACUUCCAUCUAAUUCAGAAAAACAAGGUCCCAACGAAGACCGUGGCAGAGUGUGUAGCCUUUUACUAUAUGUGGAAAAAGUCAGAACGUUUUGACUAUUUUGUUCAGCAGAACCGAUUUGGGAAAAAGAAAUAUAGCAUUUACCCUGGUGUGACAGACCUGAUGGACCGGUUAGUGGACGAGGCAGAAGGUCUGGCAGUGGACAGCUCUUCAUCAGUGUGCUCCGGUGGAGCUGGAGGAAGAAUGGAGGUGUCUGCGGAACAGCAGCUCGGCCUCCUCAACACAAUCACCGCCAGUGACCUCACAGCUCUGAGUAACAGCGUGGCGUCCGUGUGCAGUCAGGCUGACGUGAGCUGCUUGGAUUCGUCUUAUUUCCCGCCUUUGGAGACGUUCCACCGUGGAGCACUGACUCACGAUGAGGCUACUCUGGGCUACGGAGCAAGUGGCGACGCCGGCUGCCUCGGUGUCCUCGACUCAGCUCUGUAUCGCUCGGAGCUCAGCCAGCUCAGCGUGUGCAGCACCAAGGAUUGUGAGCGUCCUUCCAAACGCCUCCGGAUGGGCCUCGCCGACUCGUUCAUCAACGACACGCACCGCAUCACAGGAGCCAAGAUGGCCGUGUCACUCACAGACUUCAGCAGCAUAGCGAGCGGAGACGCAAGCGCUUUCAUCAGCUCACACUCGCGUCACCACCAACACACUGCACUGCAGUCCGAUUGACCCCAACACACACCCACACCCAAACCCAACUCCUCCCAAGCUGUACAGAUCCACCCACUGACUCAACCUUAGUUUCUUUUCUAAUUAUGUAUAAAUAUACUUUUUGUAAUAUGACAUCAGUGAUGUCUUUAUUGUACAGAGCUACGAAAUCUUGAUUUCUCAAGAGUUUAAAUAGCCAUUUAUUUUUCUGGUUCUUUAGAUAAUAUUGCUAUAUCAGCAUCGAUUUACAGUGAAACGUAAAUGCUGGAGGUAGAGAGCUGUGAUGGUCUGUCGCUCUCUUAUCGUGUACUCAUCCCUGUAAACAAAGCCUUCAGUUUCAUUUUCCCGUGAAAAAAGAAUUGCCAGAAACUGCAUUUACUUCUUUUUGUUUUGUAUUUUAUCAUUUUUGUAAGUUUAUUAUUUUUUUUCUUCUUUUUUUUAAAUUGGUACUGUUUUUGAUGUUUACACAAGCCGAGAGACACCGGGGUUCGGCAGAUGUAGCAUUUUGUAUAUCAGGAAAUUUUAUUCUCUUAAAAUUGGGGAUUUGCAGCAAAACCACAUAUCUAUUAAAAUGAAGAGCACUUCUUACGAGUUAGAAUAUAUUGGCUUCCAUGUUUCCUUUGGGUUUUUUUUUUUUUGUGCGCACGCGAGUGCGCUCUGUGAAUGCAUGUCACGUGUCCUGCCUGCGUUUUUUUAGGAACCGUGAGAUUGCCACUGGAUGUUAGUGUUUUUGUACGACGAGGAUUGCGUAUUUGUCCAGUUCAUUGGUAGCUGUGAUUUUGUUCUAGUUUGGCUGGUUUUUAAGUGUGUUUAAGCUUUAAAAGUUCACCCUUCAAUGUGCAACUCCACAUAUCAGGGUUCGGAAGAAUGAGUAUUGAGGGUGCCAAUAUUCCCUCCUCUAAGACUUCCACGAUAAAGGCAGCUGAAACAUUGGGUACACUUUAUAACUAGGAUGUGUGUUAAAUGAGUGUUUGAGUGAGUAGAUCCACCUUGCUGUUUUACUCAGUCUGAUUUGUUUUAUAAGGUUUGGCCCCUUUGGGAUUAGUUGAAGAAUUAGGAAAAAGUUUCAUUUUUGAUUGCGACUUGUUCUAAAAUGAAAAUUUAUAAAGCGGGACUUGCCCCUAAGUUUGGUGACAGUAUUAUAUUAUACUUUUUUUUUUUUUUUUGUGAAUAUGCUGCGUCAGGAAGACGCUAAGCUAUCCCGCUCACUAGAGGUUUAAAAUGAAACUCCUUGCAGAUUCUUACAGUAUAGGCACCAGUCUGCCAUUACGGGUCGCUCUUGUGGUUUUUGUAAACCUAAUAUUAGUUGAUGCUUUGAUAGUUAUUGCAAUUUAUCAUCAGACGUUGUCUGAUGGUAUCCGGAUGCUUUGCCCUGGUUGUUAGGCUUGCUGUGUUCUAAAAAGGAUCCUUUAUAAUAUUCGGCCACUUUUGUAUACUGCGUGCACUGGGCAGCUGGGACUUGUCACAAAAGCUCUUCUUCUUUUUCCCCUCUCUCGUCCUCUGUGCAUCCAGAAUAUAAUACUGUUGAAUACUUUCAGCCCUGAACACAUUUUAGAGAAAAUGGUUACUGCAAAAUAUAUAUAAAAAUAAGGUUCUUGUUUAUUAUGGCAAUAACAUGUAGAUAUGUACAGAUUGUCAUAUUUCUUCUAAUAGUCCUUAAAGACAUUAUGCUCUUCUGUGUCGGUUUUUUUUUUUUUUAAUAAUUAUUUUGCCCAUCCUACACACCAGCUGUGGCUAUUUUGCAAAUUACCACUAAAAUGUUUUGAAGUGGGAGAUGUAUAGAGAUUUGCAUGGCACAUUCUCUUUAGUGAUUUCUUUCGGGACGCCCCACUACAAGUGCGAGACGAUUCCCCUCAGCUCAUAUGGGUGUGGAAAUGCAUUUCAUUUCUUCUCAUCAAACAAGCUGCUAUGAGUCAAUGUGAAAAACUGCACCUGAUGAGUACAGAAUCACGGAGCUGAGGGUUACAAUGCACUGCUGCUGCGUGUGUGUUUGUGUGUACGUCUAGGAGUCUUGCAAAUGUUUGGGUGGGAAUCUUCACAAUACAAAACACAAAGCAAGGACGUUCCUGUCGAGAUGUGGCUUUGGUUUUCUGUGUCUUACUAAGAGAUGCUUUUGUGGAAAAACUUCCCUACUGCCUCAAAUGCAAGCUUUCUCAGUGCAUCGACUCCAGAUUUUCUGCUGGAGUGUGAAUGUAAAAAUGUGUUUUUUGUUGUUUGUUUAAAAAAAAAAAGUUUCAAAGAGCUAGAA
Neoarius graeffei (lesser salmon catfish) is the source of this 3856-nucleotide messenger RNA. It is a transcript of the gene mier3b, whose product is annotated as mesoderm induction early response 1, family member 3 b. Gene Ontology annotation, cellular component: nucleoplasm. The record is from RefSeq and is a predicted model, not a curated record. The transcript has 13 exons. NCBI's taxonomy places the organism in Eukaryota, Metazoa, Chordata, Actinopteri, Siluriformes, Ariidae. Gene Ontology annotation, molecular function: transcription corepressor activity; histone deacetylase binding. Bases 31 to 1629 code for a protein of 532 amino acids. Gene Ontology annotation, biological process: negative regulation of transcription by RNA polymerase II.